AUUAAAUAAAUAUACCCCAGCUAGAACCCCAACUUCUUUCCCUCCCUCCCCGUUAGAUGAUGCCGUGCGCCUCGGAACAGACGAAUAAGAUCCGCGAAAUGAUGAGCUUACUCCUCAAACCGCUGUCAACCGAUCAUGGACUCUAGAUCCGCGUCCGAAGUCGCCCACCCGUCGCCGGCGGCCAGCACCUCCGCCAGCGCGCCCAAGGGGAAAUUGCUGCUCCCGGCUAGCUGCGAGCCUCCGCUGCCGAACGCGCCGAGGAAGCAGCUCGUAUGGAUUGUCUUUGGCGGCACCGGCCACAUGGGCCGCUCGCUGGUCAAGUGCGCGCUGGCGCGGGGGGAUCUGGUAACGGAUGUAGGACGCACGUUUGAGAGCUCGCCUGAGGAGAUGUUGGGGCUGCACGAGAAUUGCCUCGGCCUGCUGUGCGAUGUGCGCGCGCGGCAGAGCGUAGCGCAAGUCAUUGAGCGGACGCUGGACCACUUCGGCCGCAUCGACGUGGUGGCUAACUGCUCGGGAUACGGCGUGAUUGGGGCAUGCGAGGACCAGGAUGAGCACGAGAUUCGUAACCAGUUCGAGACUAACUUCAUGGGCACUCUGCAUAUCAUCCAGGCUACUCUUCCUUACUUCCGCCAGCAGAACGGCGGGCGCUAUCUCAUCUUCAGCUCUACGAGCGGAGCCCUGGGUGUGCCUGGAUUGGGCCCCUACUGCGCGACCAAGUACGCGGUAGAGGGGCUUAUCGAAGCGAUGCUCUACGAGAUCGACGCGUUUAACGUCAAGGCCACACUUGUAGAGCCGGGAUUGGUACGGCGCGACGAGCCGGAUGCUGAGGCGAACCCGCUGCCGACGUGGGGCCACUUCCUGAUCAAGCAGCCAAGCGAGGCAUACGGGCACUCGUCGUCGCCAGCGUUACACGCAAAGCGCAUGGUACAAUGGCUCGGGGACCGGCAGCCGACGAGCGCGGUCAAGUGCGCCGAGUUGGUAUGGCAGCUAGCACAUUGUUCAUACCCGCCUUUACGUCUCGUGCUCGGCAGCUACGCCAUCGAGAGUAUCCGGGACCGUCUUAGGUCCGUCACGGAGGAGCUCGAGGACUGGAAGCAUCUCAACUAUCCCGCGGCGCCGGAGACCGAGGCCGCCGCUGCUGCUUCGGCGGAAAAGAACGAGAAGGAUGACGAUACGGGGGAUUCGAAUGUUGAGAUGCAGGACCAUACUACUUAGGUUAGGCCUUGGGAAGUUGGAUUGCCUAGGUGGGUAGGUAGGUAGUGUUUGACUGGAAUAGGGGUUACGUAGACAUUUUACCUUGUUGCUGCGAAUAUAACACGGAUUACAUACAUAGAAAGCUGAAAAAUACUAUUUAGCACGGGCGUUGGCCAGACGUGUUACUGUAUAUUGCUAGGUACUAAAUUAUAAAACUUGUUUAUGGAAA
This is a messenger RNA of Daldinia decipiens, 1423 nucleotides long. RefSeq names its product NAD(P)-binding protein. Lineage: Eukaryota; Fungi; Ascomycota; Sordariomycetes; Xylariales; Hypoxylaceae. The coding region runs from base 136 to 1215 and encodes 359 amino acids. The transcript has 2 exons. The record is from RefSeq and is a predicted model, not a curated record.